This is a messenger RNA of Cryptosporidium muris RN66, 1734 nucleotides long. RefSeq lists its product as uncharacterized. NCBI's taxonomy places the organism in Eukaryota, Apicomplexa, Conoidasida, Eucoccidiorida, Cryptosporidiidae. The transcript has a single exon. The record is from RefSeq and is a predicted model, not a curated record. Bases 1 to 1734 code for a protein of 577 amino acids.
AUGAUAAAUAUAAAGAAUGAUAAAUUAUAUAAUAUGAUGUUUAAUAAAUAUGUAUAUGACCCGAGAUAUUUCCCUCCUUUUUCAAGUCAAUUUCAACAAUUAUAUAAUAGCUCAUAUAUUAUACAUAAUAAUUUAUGUUCACCAAUAUAUUUAAAUCCUCAGCAACAAUUAUAUACGUGUGGAGCAUCUCAGAUUUAUAGUUACCCAAAUUUUUAUCAAAAUAUGGUGCAACAACAAAUAUUAAUAGAACAACAAAAACAAUUAAUAGAAAGCCAAAUACAACUCCAAAGACAAUUACAUAAAUUACAUUCUGCAACUCUUAAUGAAAAACAAACUUCAUUUUCAAUUUCUCAAAUACAACAUGAUAAUAAUGCAACAUAUGUAGUAAAAACAUCUACUAAUAAUAUAUCUUAUGAGGAUAGUAUUAUACAAUGUAAUAUGAUAAAUCCAAAUAUUAAUAUUGAUACAGAGUACCGAGAUGAAUCUGAAAUUGAAGUAAUAAUUAGAAAUGAUGACCAAUAUGUACAGUUAGAAGUAUUAGGUGAUGAAGAUUUGAAUGAUGAACAGAUUUCAUUUGAACCAGUAAGAUCUGAGAUAGUUGAGAUAAUUUUAGAUGAUAAUAUUUCAAUACAUUGUAAUGAAUUAGCUAAUAUGAAAGAUAAAAAAGCUGAGGAAUAUACUAAAGAAGGAAUUAUAGAAAAUAAUCAAUCAGUAGGAAUAACAGUUUCUAAAGUUGAGCUUAUUGAAGAGAUAAUUGAGCCAAUUUCAAACUUGUAUGAGUUAGUAAAUAGGCAACAGAGCGAAUUUGAACAAAAUGAAGAUAGUAAUAAUGAAUGUAAUUAUAAUAAUGAUAUUGAAAUUAAUAAUAAUCAUAAUAGUAUAAUUAAUGAAAUUAAAAGUGAUAAUAAAAACUAUGAAAAUAAUAAAAUAGAAGAAAAUGAAUCUAAACUAUUAAGAAAUAAAACAUGUGAAUCUAAUAAUAUAUCAAAUAAUUUAUUAUAUACUACAUCAAAAUUAAUAAAUAAAAGUAAUUGUGAAAAUACCAGUUUAGAUAGUAUUAACCAAAUCAAUUUAUUAAAUAAUAAUAAAGAUAUUAAAUUAUCAAAUUUGAAUUUAGAAGAUAAUACAUAUACUAAUAUAAAUUCUUUAAAUCCACAAGAUUUAGAUACUACUUUAACUCCUAUAGAAAAUAAUAUAAAGGCAAUUAAAGUUAAAGAUAAUGUUAAAGAAAAUAAUUUUAUUACGGAAAUAGAAUCAAAUAACGAAUCUAAUAUUGAGUCAGAUUGGGAAAAUAUUUGGGAAUCAUAUUAUAGUUCCAAAUCACCAAAUAUUAUAAAUGAUGAGACAGACUCUUUAUGUUAUAGUUUAUUAACAACAUCAAGGACUGAUAUUGAACAAGAUAAUCUAAAUCAAAAUGAAUUAAUUGAUUCAGAAAGAUAUCUUUAUAAAAUUACAAAUAAAUCUGAAAAAGAGAUUUUAUUUAAACUUUCUCAAUGUAGAGUAAUUAGUUCUAAAAUAAUGAGAAAUUCUUCAAUGAAUUCACCUAUUGAAAAUAAAUCAGAUGAGAUUAAUAAUGAAGUUAUAGAUUUCAAAGAUAUAUCAAAUAAAUUAUGUAGUAAAUCAAAUAAUAAUAUCUUUCUUGAUGAAAUGGAUUUAGGAUUUAGAUCUCUAAUUAAUAAUGGAUUAAAAUUAGAUAUAUCUGAAAUGGCUAAACCUAGGAUAAUAAGGAAAUAA